Parasteatoda tepidariorum (common house spider) is the source of this 2410-nucleotide messenger RNA. The record is from RefSeq and is a predicted model, not a curated record. NCBI's taxonomy places the organism in Eukaryota, Metazoa, Arthropoda, Arachnida, Araneae, Theridiidae.
GAGGGGAAGGAGCACUUAUUGGUGCAGGUGCAUCCGUUGCUGGUAUUGGAUCAGAUAUUGGAGGCAGCAUCAGAAUUCCAGCUUUCUUCAAUGGAGUGUUUGGCCAUAAACCUACGCCUGAAGUUGUAUCGAAUUAUGGAACCUAUCCUCCGUCCGGUGAGAGAGAAUUUGUGCCAUAUUUAAGUAUGGGCCCCUUGUGUCGUUAUGCAACUGACCUCAUUCCAUUGAUGAAAGUUCUCACUGGAAAAAGUGCACCUCUUUUGAACCUAGACAAACCUGUGAAACUAAAUGAAAUUAAAGUAUAUUAUGUUGAAGAUGUGAGAAAUCAUCUCAUGUUUACUAAAGUGGAACCUGAUAUUGUGAAUGCUAUACAUAAAGUUACAAGUCAUUUCAGAAACGCCUACAAAAUAGUUCCAAAAAAGUUGGAACUGCCUAUUUUGAAGUACAUGUAUCUCAUGUGGGCUUCUGCCAUCUCAAACUGCAAAGCUCCCACCUUUUCUGAUGAACUUGCAGAGCGCAAAGGUUUGAUGCACUUCAAAAUGAAAUUUUUGCAAUGGCUGAUUGGCCAGUCAAGAUUUACAUUCCCCGCCAUUGUACUGGGCAUGCUCGAAAGCACAGUUCUGGAACAAAGUGGUAAUUACUUGAGGAUGUUGAAGGACCUUCGGAGAGAACUGACGGAACUGCUCGGCGACGACGGCAUCCUGCUUUUCCCUCCUCACCCAACCUGUGCCCCACACCACAACGAACCUUUAUUCAAGCCCUUUAAUUUCGCUUACACUGGUUUGUUUAAUGUCCUAGGAUUUCCAGUUACGCAAUGUCCACUAGGAUUGGGACGUGAGAACUUGCGCAUUGGUGUACAAAUUGUGGUCAAGCCUUUCAAUGACAGAUUAUCGCUCGCUGUUGCAGUUGAAUUAGAGAAAGUGUUUGGUGGCUGGAUUUCACCGUCAAAGAUUGUGGAGUAACCGUGAUUGUGUUGAGGAAGAAAAUAAUCAAAGUGCUUCAUUUAAAGGAAUUAAAUUGCAAUCAUUGACUGAAACUUUUAAUAUAUUAAUUUUUAUUUAAUGUUGAAAAAAUGUCAGUGUCUUGUUAACACAAAUGUUUAAAUUAUUUUGUGUUUAUUAAUUUCUAAUUUUAUUUAUUAUUCAUGUUUUCCCGAUUUGUGAUUUAUUUUUUUAAAUUUGAGUAGAAUAAUUUACUGUAGCUGUUGAAGUUUGAUUUUCUUGCAUCUUGAUUUUCUAAUGUUUUGAAGAAUUCUCUAUUUAAAUAAAACACAAAUUGAAAAUAAUUAUUUUGAAUAAAUGCCAGUUUUUUUUUAUUUGGGAAUUGUUUUAUUAAUUAUUUUUGAAUUAGUUCAAAAAUAUUUAUUUAUUGUGUCCUUUCUUAUUUGUGUUAUGUAAAAAUAUUAUUACUGUAUAAAAUAAAUAUAUUUUGCAAUUCAAAAUUAUGAAUUAAAAAAUAUGAAUGAAUAUUUUUAACUUUAUAUAAACUUUUACUUUCAAGUACCUCAAAUGGAAAAUACUGCAGUCAAUUGAUAUUAGUAGCUACUACAAAAAUUAUAUAUUUCUGCUUAUUAUAUCUUAUUUUCCUUUAUUGAUUAUAAAUAGAAAUUCUUCUAAAUGAAAAAUGUUUAAUAUGUUGUGUAUUACGUCACAUAAAAUUCCUAUUAUUUCAUGAAAGUGCUGAAUUUUUCUGUGAUGCAGCUAUACAUUUAAUUUAGGAUAAAACAUCUCUUAAUUCAGUAAACUUAUUUAUCAAUACCAUAUAAUAAUAAUGUAGCUAUUCUGGUAAUGUGGUUAACAGGCUUAAGCAUCCUCUGAGUUUGAAAAAGGUUUUGUACAAUUUAUUUAAAUUCAAUUAUAGUUGUGAUUUAAUGCUCUUUUACUUGAAACAUGCCUUCCAAUCAUUCUUUUCAUUAUUUGUAGUUUGCUAAUUUUGUAAUAUUAUGCAGUACAUAAUAAUUUUUUUAUUAAUUCAAAUAAUUUUUAUAAACUUGCCUUUCUUGAAUAAUUAUUUAUUUUCCUGAUAAAAAUUCGUUUGAGAAAUUCCCCAUUUCUUAACUUGAAAAAAAUUAAAUAGUAUAGUGACUAAUUCAAUAUUCAUUCAAAUUUUUAGUUUUUUUUUAUUAUUAUUAUUAUUAUUUAAUUUUUAAAUUAAACAUGUAUAAUAUAACUUUUUUAAUACUUUUAUAGUAAUUAUGAUUAUUUUCAUGAAAAAUCAUUUAUUUUUUAGAGAAAAAUACUUAGUGAUGAAGUUGAAUAAGUGAAAAUGUCAACCAGUCUAUUUACACUUAAAAUAUUAAUUGUAAAUUUUUUUUUUACAUUUGUAUUUUCUAUUUGAAAAUAUGUUAAAAUCAUCGUUAACUUUUCAGAACUUCUAAAUUAGAGUUUCUUAAGUAAAAAAUAUAUCUCAA